Molecule: messenger RNA, 177 nt
Organism: Funneliformis caledonium
Lineage: Eukaryota; Fungi; Glomeromycota; Glomeromycetes; Glomerales; Glomeraceae
Source: the annotation of a GenBank genome assembly
AUGUACAAAUCAUUUUGUGGUCUUGGAAUACCUUUUGCUCUUGAUCGAAUCGAAGUUCCAAGUAUCGUUGAAAUAAAAAAACGAAGCGCUUUAUUAGAAGAGCUUGAAAACACAAUAAAAGAAAAGGCAAGCGAUGCAAGUGAUAUGGCUAAGAAAGUAGUGAAUAAGCAAAAGUGA